AUGGGUUUAUUAACAGAUCCUCGAGCAGGAUCAGGAAAAAUAAUAAAAUUUUUAUUAAAAUGGGAACGGCCCCUUUGUUAUUUUUUAUACAUAAGUGGUAUUAUAUGGAUGUUACUUCUUCCUUUACCCGUAUUUAAUGAUAAUACUUAUUUCUCUGAAAAUGCUUUAUUACCAGGAUUGGUUACAAAAGAAAGUAAUUUGGAACAAAUAGCAAAGCAUUAUUAUGUACACUUAUUGCAUGAAAUGAAACGAUAUCCAGAUAUGAUGCCAUAUGCAUGGUUAACUGCUACAUUAAACCAGCUUCAUUUAGAUGUUUUUCUACAUAAUUUUACAUUAAUAUAUCCUUUCCAAGAACAACAAUUUAUAGGUCAAAAUAUAUAUGGAAUUAUAAGAGCUCCAAGAGCAGCCAGUACAGAAGCAAUUGUAGUAAGUGUUCCUUUUAGACCAAUUAAUAGUAUUUAUUUGGAUACUACACCUUCUAUUGCUCUACUUCUUGCAUUUGCUAAAUUUUGUAGAAAACAAAAAUAUUGGGCAAAGGAUAUUAUAUUUUUAAUAACAGAACAUGAACAAUUAGGAAUACAAGCAUGGUUAGAUGCAUAUCAUGGAGUUAUAAGUGGCAAUGAAGGGGUAUUAUUAUCUGGAGAUCUUCCUGGUCGUGCUGGUUCAAUUCAAGCUGCUAUUAAUUUAGAGUUACAUUCAAUGAAGAUUUCAUCUAUUGAUGUUAAGAUAGAAGGAUUAAAUGGACGAUUACCCAAUUUAGAUCUUUUUAAUUUGGCACAAAAUAUGAUAGCUAAAGAAGGAAUUCGGCAAUCUUUUCAAAGACGUUUUGAUGUUAAAUAUAAAAACAAUUUAAAUUGGUGGUAUCAUUUUAAUACUCUUCUGAUGAUGAUCACAAGUCAAGCUACUGGAAUUCCAACAGGAAAUCAUGGAUUAUUCCAUAGAUUUGGUAUUGAAGCAAUUACUUUAGAAGGUUUUGAAAAACCUGGUCACCAAAGUUCUGAUGGAAAUUUUUAUCAAGUUGGUCGUAUUGUAGAAAGUAUUAUACGAUCAUUAAAUAAUUUGUUAGAACGUUUUCAUCAAUCUUAUUUCUUUUUACUUCCAUCAACUGAUACUUACAUUUCUAUUGGACUUUAUAUAAGAUCUUUAGUCUUAAUUAUUGCUGGAAUAUUUAUAAAAGCUUUUUCCAUGUGGCAAAGACUUCAAAUAUCUAAUUCUGUAGAAGAUAAAAAAAUUUCUAUUAUUAAACAACCAAAGGAUGAUAGAUUGGAUAUUGGUAUUAUUACAUCAGAAAUAUUAUGGGUUCAUAUCUGUGGAAUUGUGAUUACAACAUCCCCAAUUGUAUUUACUUAUUUUGGCAAAGAAAUGAAUUUUCGUACAGAAGAUUCUAUAUAUUUUGGUUUCAUGGCUAUAACUAUUUUAACACUAAUAUGGCCUUUAUAUUGCAAACGACAAAUAAAGUAUAAAAAUGCAGUUUUAGUUUGUGUAAUUGCAUUAGUAGAAUUAGGUACAAUAUUAAUGUGUAUGGCAAUGCAUAAUUUUUCUCUAGCACUCCUUGUGGCUGUAAUUUAUGUACCUAUUAUUCUAUCAAUAACACCAAAACAAAAUUUCACAAAAGUUCACAAAAUGCUAUCUCUUAUCUGGGUUUUUCUACAUCCAUUUAUAAUUGCAAGUUUAUUCAUAAUAUGUUAUACAUAUGUGAACUUUUCUUCAGAUUCUUUAUUUUCAAUAUUAUUUCGUGGACAUCGUGCUAUAAAACAAGCAUUUGUAUUUAGUAUUAUGGAUUCAAUGAUUUAUGGAAAUUGGUUAUAUAAUGUAACAGUUUCUAUAAUGUUUCCUAUUUGGAUUUUAUUUUGGAAUAUUUUAUGUUCUAAUAGUAGUAUAAACUUAUAAUAUAUAUAUAAUUUUUAAUAUUUAAUAUAUAAAUAAACUUUUUUAUAAUAAAGAUUAUA
This is a messenger RNA of Apis florea (little honeybee), 1949 nucleotides long. RefSeq names its product glycosylphosphatidylinositol anchor attachment 1 (gene GAA1). Gene Ontology annotation, biological process: attachment of GPI anchor to protein. Gene Ontology annotation, cellular component: GPI-anchor transamidase complex; membrane. NCBI's taxonomy places the organism in Eukaryota, Metazoa, Arthropoda, Insecta, Hymenoptera, Apidae. The record is from RefSeq and is a predicted model, not a curated record.